Molecule: messenger RNA, 974 nt
Organism: Quercus robur (English oak)
Lineage: Eukaryota; Viridiplantae; Streptophyta; Magnoliopsida; Fagales; Fagaceae
Exons: 1
Coding region: 56-910 (284 amino acids)
Source: RefSeq, a predicted model, not a curated record
AAAUAGCCUGAGACAGCGGCGGCUUUUAUCACUUUUAUGUAUACAAAGGAGUAACAUGGAUACUACUACUACUCAUGAAAACGACGAUGAUGAAGACGACAUAAACCCAGUCACAAUGAUCCUACCAGAUGAACAAAACGACAACGAUGCUAAGAGAUUCUCUACGGUUCAACAACCACAGCAGCAUUACGUCCGUUCGAUCGACUCAACGGUGGUGAUCAGGCAGCUCCCAUCGCAAGGCAUCUCGUUCCAGCUCUGGCCCGCAGCAACCACUCUCGUCACCCUCCUAGAUCACCACCGCUGUGACCCUAGCAACAGUCCCUUGUCUUCCACACUCCUCGAUCAACGUCGCAGUCUCAAUAUCCUCGAGCUUGGAUCCGGAACCGGUCUAGUCGGAAUAGCCGCAGCCGCUACUCUCAGUGCUAAUGUCACGGUCACCGACCUCCCACACGUCAUCACGAACCUCCAGUUCAACGCUGAAGCGAACGCCGCCGUUUUGGCCGCGAACGGUGGGACCGUCCACGUGGCGCCGCUGAGGUGGGGAGAGGCCGAUGAUGUGAAUUUGAUUGGGCGAGACUUCGAUCUUGUACUGGCCUCGGAUGUAGUGUAUCACGAUCACCUCUACGGGCCUUUGCUCGAAACGCUACGGUUGUUGUUGCUCGUUGACUGCGAGGGUCAAAGUCAAAGUCAAACUGAAAAGAAAGAAACAGAAACAGUGUUUGUUAUGGCACAUUUGAGGCGGUGGAAAAAGGACUCGGUUUUCUUCAAGAAGGCAAGGAAGCUCUUUCACGUUGAGGUUCUUCAUGUGGAUCGACCCAGCCAGGGGUCUAGGGUUGGAGUAGUUGUUUACCGUUUUGCUAGGAAGCCUCAAAGUUUGAAUUCUGCAUUGGCAAACGUUAGCUUGACCUGAUGACUCAAUGUAGGAACUUUCAUUUUUGGUUUGUUUGUUGAAGAAAAUUGGAGUAUUCUGAAAA